Messenger RNA from Arabidopsis thaliana (thale cress), 4147 nucleotides. Its product is annotated as Disease resistance protein (CC-NBS-LRR class) family. The transcript has a single exon. Bases 37 to 2583 code for a protein of 848 amino acids. Gene Ontology annotation, molecular function: ADP binding. The record is from RefSeq and is marked reviewed. NCBI's taxonomy places the organism in Eukaryota, Viridiplantae, Streptophyta, Magnoliopsida, Brassicales, Brassicaceae.
UAAUCUCGGGGGUUUCUUUCUUAAAGUUUGUGCAAAAUGGUGGACUGGCUUUCACUAUUACCCUGGAAUAAAAUCUUCACUGCUGCAUGUGGCUGCUUUUUAAGCGAUAGCAACUACAUUCACUUGAUGGAGUCAAAUCUCGAUGCUCUGCAGAAAACUAUGGAAGAACUUAAGAAUGGGCGAGAUGAUCUGUUAGCAAGAGUUUCCAUAGAAGAAGAUAAAGGUUUGCAACGGCUUGCUCUAGUCAACGGAUGGCUUUCAAGGGUACAAAUUGUUGAAUCCGAAUUCAAGGAUCUGCUUGAGGCUAUGUCAAUCGAAACUGGAAGAUUGUGUCUAUUUGGAUAUUGUUCUGAGGAUUGCAUAUCAAGCUACAAUUAUGGUGGAAAGGUAAUGAAGAAUUUGGAAGAAGUUAAAGAACUUCUAUCUAAAAAGAAUUUUGAAGUGGUGGCGCAGAAAAUCAUACCUAAGGCAGAGAAGAAGCAUAUACAAACCACAGUUGGUUUGGAUACAAUGGUUGGAAUAGCAUGGGAAAGCCUCAUAGACGAUGAAAUAAGAACCUUGGGUCUUUAUGGUAUGGGGGGAAUAGGAAAAACCACCCUCUUAGAAAGUCUCAACAACAAAUUUGUUGAACUGGAGAGUGAAUUUGAUGUAGUGAUAUGGGUUGUGGUAUCUAAAGACUUUCAGUUGGAGGGCAUUCAAGAUCAGAUUCUGGGGAGAUUACGUCCUGACAAGGAAUGGGAAAGAGAAACAGAAAGUAAGAAAGCCUCUCUCAUAAACAAUAACCUUAAGAGAAAGAAAUUUGUGUUGUUGUUGGAUGAUCUCUGGAGCGAAGUAGAUCUAAUUAAGAUAGGAGUUCCACCUCCAAGUCGAGAAAAUGGAUCGAAGAUAGUUUUCACCACACGUUCAAAGGAAGUUUGCAAGCACAUGAAAGCUGACAAGCAGAUAAAAGUUGACUGUUUGUCACCAGAUGAAGCGUGGGAAUUGUUUCGACUCACUGUUGGAGAUAUCAUAUUAAGGAGCCAUCAAGAUAUUCCCGCACUUGCAAGAAUAGUUGCUGCAAAAUGCCAUGGCUUGCCACUUGCACUCAAUGUCAUUGGCAAAGCCAUGGUAUGUAAAGAGACUGUACAAGAAUGGCGUCAUGCGAUUAAUGUUCUGAAUUCGCCUGGCCACAAGUUUCCAGGUAUGGAAGAAAGAAUUCUUCCCAUUUUGAAGUUCAGUUAUGAUAGCUUAAAGAAUGGUGAAAUCAAAUUGUGCUUCCUAUAUUGUUCUCUGUUUCCUGAAGAUUUUGAAAUAGAGAAGGAUAAGUUGAUAGAAUAUUGGAUUUGCGAAGGAUAUAUAAAUCCGAACAGAUAUGAAGAUGGAGGUACUAACCAAGGUUAUGAUAUAAUUGGCUUGUUAGUUCGUGCACAUUUGUUGAUUGAAUGUGAACUCACAGACAAAGUUAAAAUGCAUGAUGUGAUACGUGAGAUGGCUCUUUGGAUAAAUUCUGACUUCGGAAAUCAGCAAGAAACAAUUUGUGUGAAAUCUGGUGCUCAUGUACGUCUGAUACCAAAUGACAUCAGUUGGGAGAUUGUGAGACAGAUGUCUUUAAUUAGUACUCAGGUUGAGAAGAUAGCUUGCAGUCCCAACUGCCCCAACCUUUCAACCCUAUUACUCCCAUAUAACAAGUUGGUGGAUAUUUCAGUUGGAUUCUUUCUGUUUAUGCCAAAACUUGUGGUCUUGGAUCUUUCUACAAACUGGAGUCUUAUUGAAUUGCCGGAAGAAAUUUCUAACCUAGGCUCCCUGCAAUAUCUCAAUUUAUCACUCACAGGGAUAAAAUCGCUACCAGUUGGUCUGAAGAAGUUGAGGAAACUAAUCUACUUGAAUCUGGAGUUCACUAAUGUACUUGAGAGUCUUGUUGGAAUAGCAACAACUUUACCAAAUCUGCAAGUGUUGAAAUUAUUUUAUUCUCUUUUUUGUGUUGAUGACAUAAUUAUGGAGGAACUACAGCGCUUGAAGCACUUGAAGAUUUUAACAGCAACCAUAGAGGAUGCCAUGAUUUUGGAAAGGGUACAAGGAGUUGACCGAUUGGCGAGUAGUAUUCGAGGUUUAUGUCUAAGAAACAUGUCAGCACCUCGUGUAAUAUUAAACUCGGUAGCUCUGGGAGGUCUUCAACAACUUGGAAUUGUGAGCUGCAACAUAUCUGAGAUAGAGAUAGAUUGGUUAAGCAAAGAAAGAAGGGAUCAUCGAUCUACAAGUUCUCCAGGCUUCAAGCAACUCGCCAGUAUUACUGUAAUCGGUUUGGUAGGGCCAAGGGAUUUGUCAUGGCUGUUAUUUGCUCAAAAUCUGAAGGAUAUACAAGUGCAAUAUUCACCAACAAUAGAAGAAAUAAUAAAUAAGCAGAAAGGAAUGAGUAUUACCAAAGUGCAUCGAGAUAUUGUUGUUCCCUUUGGGAAGCUGGAAUCCCUUCAUCUAUAUCAAUUGGCUGAGCUUACAGAAAUCUGCUGGAAUUAUCAGACUCUUCCUAACCUUAGAGAAUCCUAUGUCAAUUAUUGUCCAAAGCUACUUGAAGAUAUAGCUAAUUUUCCCAAGCUGAAAGGGUGAUGACAAGUGGUCAAAUGCUAAACCGAAUGAAGAAAUCGAUUAGAGUACCAAUUGUUCCUUUGUUUCAUGUGCUUCCUGAAAAGUAUGCAUUUGUUUCCUAUAUAAAUGAAAAAGCCAAAAAAAAAAAGGCAGAGAAAUUUGCCUGAACUAUUUUUGUUCUUGUGUUUUUUAAUUCAUGCUUUGAGUGGGACCUUAUCAUUGGGGCUUAAGAAUGGGAGAAAGAUGCUUCUACGCAAAUGGAUGGUCUCUCCCAUGAACAGGUUGGAAAUAAAGCCAUUACAGAACAAGGUCUCUUUAUCUCUCUCCUGCUUGCUUUGCUCCCACUUUGUGUAACUGCACUGCAUCCUCUCAGUUCUUAAUUUGGUUUUUUAUGUAUAUGUACUGCUUUUGUUUCAAUGACCUCUUGUUAUCCAGUUACAUUUCUCAAAGUUUAAACGUUCUCCUCUCCACAGUGUGAAUUCAAAGAUUUGUUGGUUUGUUUUUGUCAUGUUCUGUGUUGUCUCCGAAGUAACGAGCUAGAGUUUUAUAAGGAGGGCAUAGAUGGCGUUGAUGUUUCUGAAUUAAGCUAGGUUUAGAUCCAUGGGACAUGGUGAAAAUAUAAAAUACUAUAUUGUUCUUAGAAGUUAGAACGUUCAUUGAUUAUGCUGAGAUCGGAUAAGGGUUUCGGUUGCUGGUGGCUGUGAGGAGGCAGAUCGCUUCGUUUCCUAGUCGGGUAUAGUGCUUCUCUCUCUCUCUCGUCUCCUUUUCUCCAGGAUAUUUGUUUGCUAUAGGACUGUGUUGGUGUUUGGUUCUAGUGUGGCUUCCAUCAAUGGUUUUGUUUGGUUUUGAUGUUACUUUAGAUCGGCUGCUGUAUAUGGAGACUAAUUAUUGGAGUUUACGUUCGUGUGUUGUGAACUUGUUAUGAAUGUAUUGAUUGGUAUAUAUAGAGUGGAUGUUUCAAAAAGCUUUGCAUUUUUUAGUUGUUCUCAUGAACUAGAUUGUAUUUCUGGGAGUUAACAACGAUGCUUUAUCUCAUAAUGGUUUUGGAUUUGUGGUUCAUGUGGUUGCUUUUAGUGGCUUUGGUCUGGGAGAAACUUUCAUAUUUUCGGAUAAAAGAGCUCAAGGAUGUGCUCACUCAGCUGGGACUUUCGAAACAGGGAAAGAAGCAGGUUAGGUUCUUUCUACUUAUCUUCCAUUUGUCGUGACUAUGGUUGUGAUUCUUGUAAAGAAGAUGAUGUUUCAGAUUGUUAUCAUUGGACCUUUAACAUGUUCCGGUUAUAAUUUAUUUGUCUUGAAUAAGAAGAAGGCUUCGAAGAGGCAAUGCAUAAGGAAGGAUGGAGUUUUUCAUUUUCAUCUCCAAGACUGAGUUCAGUUCAUGAUAUAUGUUCGUAACAAAAAGAAGUUUCAAUUAUUCUAAUCAUUUGUUUUGAACUCAGUUUCUAUAUUUUGGUUUCUCUGAUAUCAGUAAUCUUAGUGAUGAAAGCCAUAUAGAAUGUGAUAAACAAGUAGAGCAUCAAUGGUUAUGAACAGUUUUUUUUUGUCUUUCCUUGUUAGAUUAAUACCGAGAUAUUCUGUGCUGAAGUUG